AGCUGGGGUCAGAGGUCACUGGGUUACUACCAGUGAGUGUCUUGGUGUUUUCUAGCAUUCCGACUUCUUUAAUUUACUUUUUAAAUUUAUUUUUCUCCGUUUCUUCAUGUUUUAGUCGUCUCCUGUUCGAACAUGAUGCGAUGUUUUUAUUUCUGUGUCUGUGUUAAAACAUGUUUAUGUCUGCUUUUGUGUUCGUUCGAUUGUGUGGGCUAGUUGGGUAAUCUCUGUGGUUUUAGCAGAGCGCCCCCCCACUGAGAACCAAUCGGCUUACCGCUUAUUAAGUGGAUCAGACAGGAGGGGGCACCGGCCUCAAGGAGGGCUUAUACAUUUAAAGACAGGAGCGCCACAGUAGAGGCCAAGAUUAGUGGAUGAGCAUAAUGACCGCUAAUUACUCACCUCUAUGGAGCCCAAAAAAACUUUAACUGAGGUGGGAUGCACCAUAGAGCCGCCGCAUGUCAACAUAACAGCUGUUAGAGAAUAAAGUUUUCUAACAAAAAUAAACUUGUUAAAAUUUAAAAACAUUAAAGACACCUUAGAAAUGUCGGCCUGUACUCUCCUGGCCUAAAUGUGUUUGUUGUCUGGCCUUGGUCUGACAUCAGUUCAGCCCAGUUUGGUCCCUUUUUGGUUCCAGUUGACUCUGGUUAAGGAGCCCCUGACUCCUGAGUCAUAGUCCAGCCCAGUGUGGCCCUCUGUUGGUCCCAGGCUUGGAUGAACUCUGGUAUCUCUUACAUCUAGACUUGGUCCAACCCUCUUUUGUUCGGGCGUUGGUCCUGGAUGUAUUGGGGCUGUUCUGUCUCUUCUCUGGUUCUGGUCCUGGUUUGACUCUGAACUGAUUGACUGACUGACUUUUUUUUUUUUUUAGGCCAUAGAACCGGCUAAUCUUAGCGAUGGGAGGUUGAGAUUAGACAGAUUUAUGGCCCCUAUGAGACCUCCCAAAAUAAUCUAAGUGAGCCCUGAAGACGGAAAACUGGAAGUCAUAGCUCGAAUAAAUCCUUCUCCGUUUCUUGUCAUUCAACCUGCAUGUUUCUUUAGGUUUCUUCACUAUGUCUGUAGAAAAUAUCGAUAUGAUAAAGUAGAUCAUGUAAAGAUAAUAAUACAUAUAAUUUUUGUAUAUUUCAUGUAAAUUAUGUUAAUAUGGACAUGUGACAUGUUAUGCAAAAUUAAAUGGUUUGAUUUUUGUCAUGUAUUGUAGUUUGUUUGUUUGUAUGUUUUUUGUUAUUGAAUGCAAAAAAUGUUAAAAUACAGAAAGAUUUUGAUUAAAAUGGUUUUGAAAACGAUUGUGAGCUUAAUCUUUAACAUCUGUUAGCGUGUUAGCACAUUCUGCUGAAAUCAUAAAAAAUAUAAUUAAUAAAUCAUUUAAACCUUAUUAAUAAUCUGAAAAAUGCAAAACCUAACAAAGUAAUCUGAGUAAAGACGGGUUGACUGGGUUAUUCAUGCUCUCAGGAGCUUUUGAGAAUUUAUUUUAUAUUUAGUGUCACUUAAGUGUUUUGUUUUUUUUUUUACCCCUUUUUUUAAAAUGACUGUGAAGACUGUAAUGUUACUCAAGGAAAAAUAAACAUGACAUAUUUAUGGUUGUCACUGCCACCACUGACUUCAUCUGGAUUUAAGAUGGAUGGAUUGUACUGAAACCAUGUACUGGUUGGAUUUUGGCUGUAAUCUACCUGGAAUGUUGCUGAUUUCUGACUGGAUUCUGCUGGAAAAUAUGAAUCAGUGGACAUAACCCCAGGAAAAUAUGUACAGGAUGCAUGGUCACUUAUACAACCAGUCAAUUCAGAUGGAUUGACUGGAUUAUGGCUACAUUCUUUGAGUUUUCAUUGUAAUCUGGCAGGAUUGUGGCUGGAAUCAGACACUAACUUUGUCCUAUUUGAUCAGAAAUGUGACUAUAAAACGCCACUCAACGCAACCACUCAAUCUCAGCUCAGUCGCUGGAUUCUUGUAUGAUGUAUUCUAGAUACAAAAUUGCCUUAAUGGACUUGAUCCCAUAAAUAUAAAUAGAAGACUAAUUUAGGGUCAUUAUUAGAAUCAGUCGUGUUAGUAUUUCACCAGGCUGGAGUGUAGAUGUAUUCAGACAGCAAUUUUUUUUCUUAGUGGAGAGGAAAUGUAUGGAGCUCCAGAAAAUAAAUGCAAGAUAUUUUAAACAUAACAAUUACUGAGCUAAAAAUGGAACCAGACUAGACUUUGGUAGGAUUCCAUCUGAAUUCAAACUGGUCUCAGACUGGAUUAUGGACCUAUUCUGGUUAUUGAUUUCUGAUGCAAUCUAGCUGGAUUAUUGCUGGAUUGUACAUUGAUUUUGACUGACUUGUGGUGCAUUUGAGUUGGAUUGUAGCUGGAAUCAGCCAGCGACUUUGUCUUAGAGGAAAUGGAAUUUGCUCCUAGAAAAAUAAAGGAAAGGAUCAUUUAUGGUCAUCAUCGUUCUGGCUGCACCACAGAAGAACUUUUCCUUCACAAAUGUCAGUUGUUUUGGUGGAACUUCAUUUUAUUUUAAGGAAAUUACCUUUUUUGUAGAAGAUUUAUUUUAAUGAUAAUGUAUCUUGGACUUUAAAGAGCUGCAUUUGAGCACAAAAACAAAAUAAACGGGAUUAUCUGACAGGGCUUCAAUUUUUUUUUCAGUCAUUUGUUAGUUAGGAUUAUUUUCUGUUUCUCUCAGCAUGGUUGUGGUGGUUAAUGUUGUUACCUAGGUCUGGAUUUAACCUGUCGCCUCACAUUUUCUUGGGCUUAACUCUAUAUUUUACCACUAAGUUUUAACCCUGUGCACUGUCUCCUUGCCCGACACAGCCUGUUUGUUUGAUUUCCUUCUGACUGGCCCAUCGCAACGUGGCUCUGACAGUCAUCCACUCCAGCAGCUUAACAAAUAGGAUUAGAGCGAAGAGGAAAAAAAUCUCCGGCAGCAGCAGCAAAGUCCCAUCUGCUCACCUGAGAGGAAGCGGCCUGCAGACAGCACACACUUUAGGAUCUCUUUUGUCUUCUCUUUUUCUGUUUCUUCUGCCAUGAGAACUGGUGGAUGGAUGAGCGGGAAGUUGCUGAUGAGCUGAGAACGUGGAAAUAAGGAGCAGCGAGUCCAGGGUGGAUCUUUUGGGGAGGUGUUUUUUUUUUUUUUUUGAGAAAUGGUUGGAAAGUGUGGGAAGCUGGUGCUGUGGGUGCUUGGGGCCAUGCUGCUUUCAUGCUGCUUGUACAUGGAAACAGAUGCCACCUUUGAGCUGGAGGUGGGUUUGGAGGAGAGUGGAGAAUCUACAGGAGAGCCAAUGGCAGCCUCUGAUGAGUUGUUAUACAGACGACACAGCGCUCUAUCUCGAAGGAAGAGGGACGUCUUGUUUCCCAGCGGAGUCAAGCUUUGCUCUCAGGAGACGUUCGACCAAGCUAUUGCGAACCACCUCAGCUACUUCCAUCUCAGAGUGUGUCAGGAGACAGUUUGGGAGGCCUUUAAGAUCUUCUGGGAUCGGCUGCCUGAGCGGGAUGAGUACCAGGGCUGGGUGAGCCGCUGCAUGGAUGGCUCCAUCAGUGUCAUGGACAUAGGCAGAUUCUUCAGCCAAUCAGAGGAGCAUCGGAGUCUCAUCAGGAGUAGAGUUGCUCUGGUUGCUGCAAUGAACAUUGUGCCCAUCAGCCCUACUCCAUGCAGCUCGGAGACACCGACCACUCAGACUGGAGAUGCGGUGACCGAGAUCUCACCAGGAGAGAGUGACAUCAUCAUUGGAUCAGAGACAAUCACAAUCAAGCAAGACGAUCUUACUGUAGAUCUUGAGGUCACUUCUUGGGUUCCUCCGGUCUCUGUGACUAAAGGUCCACAUCAAGAGUCUACGGCACACAUUAACACUGAGGUUUUAAGUGUUGGGGGCCUGCUUGAGGAUUCUGUGGAGGUGGCAACAGAGGCUGAUUACGCUGUUACACAUAAGCCUUUAAAUUGGAUCGAUCAGGAAAUUGGGGAAGACAAAACUAUCCCUGAAAUAUCAGAUAAGGAGGAGGCUGUAGUUGAAGAUGACAAGAUCAUUGGGAUCAUCCCUGAAAAUGUGAUCAUAGUUGACUCUGAGGUCAUUCAGGAAGUUACCCCAAAAGGUGAGAAACCUCCAUUAGAGGUUGUGGCCCAUGAAGCACCCACAGAAGAAACUGUUUUGGUUCUUCAGAAGCCCACCACAGCAUCAGAAACUAUCACAUUGGAGGAAUUAGGGCAGAAGGUACAUCCGAAGGUGACCUCUGAGGCUCCUUCAGAAGUCAUGAUACAGCACAUCCCUAAAGCAACCACGGAAGAUGCUGUUGAGACAGAAAUUAAACAAAUUCCAGAAAAAUCUCUGGAUAUCCAUGACAAAACUUUCACUGAGGAUUUUGUAGAGAAACCCUCAGAGAAUUUACAAGAGCCAAUUGAUGAAGCAAUACCACUUCCAAUUCCUGAAGAAGCUGAAGGCAAAAUACAUGCACCUCCAGUAGAACAUCCUUCAAAGGCAGUUGUAGAGGUGAGCCAAGACGUAACCAAAGUCAUCACAGAAGCAACAGAAACUGUAUUACUGAUAACAGAUGCAGAAGAAGAAGCUGAAAUAUUCAAUAAUGUGACUCCAAAACAAGGAUCUGCCUCAAAUGUAGAAACAGAAGUCCCCUCCCAGGCCUCAAUUCUGAUGACAACACAUAAGAUGGAAGUAACAGUUGUUGAAUACACUCCAAAGGACAAACCAACACUAAUGGCUGAGGUUACUUCUAAGCCUGUUCUAAUAUUAGAACAUAACAAAGGUGAAAAAUAUAGUGUCACAGAGGAACCGCCAACAAUACAGAUAACUACAUCCAAGGAACACAGCAAAGAAGAAAUACCAGUGGUGUCAAAAGAGGAGGUAAAAGCAGAAGUCAAACAAGAAGAGGUUGUUCUGGUAGAUAGGACUAAACAAAUAACACAGACUGGUGUAGAAGGGCCAAAAGGUACAGUUGCUGAAGAAGUUGCAGUUCAAACAGUAACAGCACCAGAAGCAGCAGCAAAAGAACUACACAAAAAAGCUGAAGAGGCGACAGUUAUAAUGGAGACUACAUUAAUAACCUCAGACGAUGUUGCAACAGACAAAACAGAAGAAGAAAGAGCUGAGGUAGUUGUAGAAAUACCUUUUGAAGAGGAAAAACAUGUAACACAGAUAGAAGGGAAAAUAUCAGAAGCUACAGGAGAACCAGUUAAAGAUGAAGAUGAUACGAGUGAUGACUUUAGAGAAACUGUACAGGAGGAAGGAAGAAAGGAAGAAACUACAGAACAACCAAAACUUUUAGUGGAAACUUUACAUGAACCUGAACCUCUCAAACCUGUGGAAGAAAUUGUAGAUAUAGUAGAACCUUCAGAAAUGACUACAAAGGAUGUCAAACCCAUAGAAGAAACAACAAAGGAGACUGAGCCCACAAUAGAACCAGCAGAACAAGUAGAACUUGUAGAAGUCAUCAGAGAAGAGACUAAACCUCUGGAAGAAUUGGCACAAGAACUGGAACCUGUUAAAGAAACCACAGAAAAGACAAAACUAAUAGAAAAACCAGUGACAGAGGCCAAAUCCGUAGAAGAGAUUCAUGAGAAGUCACCACAACCCAAGAGAGAACCGACAAGAAAAACAGAACUAAGUGAAGAAAUGACAGUGAAACCUGAACUCAAAAAUGACCCAGUUCAAGAAGCAGAAGGACCAGAACUCAAAGCAGUACCCACAGAAGAACCAAGAGAAGGCGAACUCAUCAAAGAUACUACAGAAAAAACACAACCCACAACAGAACCAGCCCAAAUUGAAUCUAUAAAAGAAACUGGUGAAAAAAAUGAACCAACAAGACAAUCUAUAGAACAAUCAAAACCCAAAAUAAUAACGAAGGAUGAUAAACCUGAUUUUGUUUUAACAUCUGUCAAUAAAACUCAAGAAGCAGCUGAAGGGGAAACAUUUGAGGACAGAGAAGAAGCUGCCUCUGAGAGCUUAGAUGAGGUAAUGGAGAAAGAAGCUGGAUUUGAAGAUCCAGAAACAGAUGAAACUUCACCAGAAGUUACAGAGACCCCUUCAGAAUCUGAUGAAGAAAUCACUCCUGUGCUUGUUGUUGUUCCAGAAGACACAGAGACAUCUGCACCUGAGAUAACAGUGGAACCUCCAGGUGGAUCUGAAGUGGGAAGUGAGGAAGAAAUCUCAAAGGCUCCACUUGAAACAUCUCCAAAAGCUGUCACUGAUGCCCAACCAGGCACAAUUUCAGAGGUAGAAACCCCUAAGGGGGUCACCCCAGAGUCUCCUAAAGAGCUUCCCAGUAAGGAAGAUGGUGCCUCAGAUGAGGGCAGUAUCCCGGUAGCUUUAGAAGACCCUGAUCAAGAAUCAGCUGAGGGUGACUCCCCAACUGAAGAAGUGGAUGAAAUCUUAACAGAGACUCCACUAGAAGUGGCACCUGAGUCAGUUGAUUCCAUCACCCUAGAAACAGUUGUGGAUUUCACUGAAGAGAGAACACAAAGUACUACAGUGGGUGCCACUGAGGAGUCUACCCCUACUUCCUAUUUGGAGGUUACGACCAAGUAUGUGGUCGAAUACAAUAAUGGUAACUUUCCCGAUCUUACAGAGAGGGUUUAUGACGUAAAUGGCAACUUUUUUGGAAACAAUGGCUUCAAGUUGGAGGAUGAGGAGGAGAACUUGAUUGGCAAUGAGAUAGACACGUUACUUCUGCCCCCGAGGCCCCUGAAGGAUGAGGUGGUAGAGUUGAGCAUGAAACUGAAAGAGGAAACCUACAACGAUGCGCUGAGAGACCCAAGCAGCUUUGAGUAUCAGCAGCUGGCCAGACACUUCAAACGCAGGAUUGAAGACGCCUUUCAUAGAGUGCCGGGCUUCAAGACGGUUUACAUUGUGGAAUUCAGACCCCAGAAGGAUCUGGAGCGGGGUUUGGUGGUCCUUGUGCACUAUGCCAUCACUCUGGAGGUGGAUGGGAGUGGGAUUGCCAACGACACGUUGGAUUUCAUCUCUCUGCAGAACAACCUUGUGGAGAAGAACUACCCUGGUUCCGCUGAGCAGCCCACUGUUGUCUACACCAUCACUGACUUCCGCAACUACAUCACUGAGGCUCUGCACAAAGACAACUUCAUGACCAACAAUAGCCUGGAGACACAGGGUGACCCACUGCUGUUGGAGAAUGCAGAGAACUUGUUGCCUCCUGUGAAAUCAACAAGUCAACCAUUUGACACCUUUGACAACAUGGACAAUGUCCUCGCUGCAGAGAAGCCUCCCGAUGCACCGACGCAUGAGGCGGAUGACAAUGAUGUUUUCUCAAAGAAGGAGGACUUCCUGUUCGAUCCUUUCAGCCAGUGGAAAGCUCCACAGCUUGACAGGACAAGCGAGAAUGAUGUCUUUUUGCUUGAUGAGAGUACAGCGUCUCCACUGAACCCUGAAUUUCCACAGAAGACCUUCGAUCUGGAGACUCGAAACAGUGAUGGAAAAAUUGAAGAUGAGGGAUUCCUCUUGAGUAAUUCUCCCCCUGCCAGUGACAAAGCCAACCGAGAGAAUGAUGCUGUCAGUCCUCAAAUUUCCUCUGCAGCCAGACAACCCCCUCCUGUAAACCAGCAGACAAUACCUGGGCUCACUCAGAAUGAUGGUUCUGGCUCUGGGUCCUCUGGAGACGACCAGGAAACUGAUCUUUGGAUUUGGCAGACUUCAGUGACAUUCAGUGACAAUGAAGGUGGAAGCCUGGACAUGCUCCCACCGCCUGACCUGGAGGAGACUGAAGAGGAGGACAUUGAUUUAGGCGAGGUUGCUGUUGAACCAUUAACUACUAAGAAAUCUGUUUUGGUUGACAUGGGAGUAGAAUUUAUUUUAAAAGCAACAGCAGCUCCUGUUUUUGAAGAAGCAUCGUCAGAAGGACAUAUUGAAAAACCUUUUCUGGAUGAGGUCCUGGUGACUCCGCACAUAAGCACUGAUCCCCGAUACUCAACCACAACUCAUGCACCUGUUUUUUCUCCCAAAGAAAUUCUGGCUGUCGAGUUUUCUGUACAAACAGUGGAAGCGUCUGGCAUGUAUGAUGACUACUCCUUGACUGAGCCUCAAACCCCUGUGGGAGUAGUUACAGAUUCUCCUGAACCUGGGGCUUGGACUCAGGAGGAAGCUGUUUUUACUGGACCAUCGGAUUUAGCUAUUGGGCUUCAUAAAACCACUGAAGAGGUGGAAGUGCCUAGUGAAACAACAAUAGAGCUUUCAAUGGUUACAACUGAAUCUCAAUGUGCAGAAAAUGGACCUGAGAAUGUAGAUGUUCAAGUUACAGUUAUAUCUGGACCACCUAAAGUACCUGAUAGGGACAGCCCUGCUACCCCACACACAAUCACGGGCAGUGAUUUCAGCUUUGAUGCCAUCACUGAUGCACCACCAAUAGUUGAAGUUCUUACAGAAAAACCUGAACUGCUACUGGCAGGAAUAAAAGCCCAAGAUCAGGUUGAAAUUUUGGAAGAACAGCAUAUCGGGACAACAACAACAGCACCAGCAAAUAAAGUACAAAAUGAGGACCUGAUUGUGGAUGAGGUGAUGAUCGCCAUUACAACAACUACUACUCCAGUCCCAACUUCAUCAGUAAGGCCAGAUCACCACAGUAGCAUUGCACUCUCACCAGAGAAGGACUCGCCAUUCACUCGAGUGUCAGAUUCAGUGCCAGAUGAUGAUGAUCUGAUUCAUCAUGAGCAACUAAACCAUGAAGAGCUUACUGUAUCCUCAAUAAGCACACAGUCUCCAGAUAGGUUAGACCAUCUGGUUCACAAUGAACCAGCAGUGUUUCACCAUGAACACACAAGGUAUAAAGAUAUUACUAACACUUCAGUAAUCACACCACCUUCAGAUGCUCCUCAAUCAAAACCAGCAGUGAUUUAUCAUGAACACCAUGAAAAUCUUCCUGAAGCUCCAUCAAGCACUCCUCCUCCAUAUGGUCCUCAGUCAAAACCAGUAGUAGCUCACCAUGAGCACACAAAGCAUACAGAUCUUAAUGAAGCACCACUAAGCACAGAACCUGUAGAUGGUCCUCAGUCAAAACCAACAGUUGUUUACCAUGAACACCAUGAAGAGCUUCCUGAAGCUCCAAGAAGCACUCCAUCUUCAAGUAGUCCUCAGUCAAAACCAGCAGUGGUUCACCUUGAUUAUCGAAACCAUGAAGAUCUUCCUGAACCUCCAGUAAGCACUCCUUCUCCAGAUGGUCCUCAGUCAAAGCCGGCAGUGAUUCGUCAUCAGGACCAUGAAGAUGUUCCUGAAGCUCCAGUGAGGGCUCCGUCUUUAGAUGGUCGUCAGUCGAAACCAGCAGUGGUUUACCAUGAUUAUCGAAACCAUGAAGAUCUUCCUGAACCUCCAGUAAGCACUCCUUCUCCAGAUGGUCCUCAGUCAAAACCAGCAGUGAUUCAUUAUGAGCACCAUGAAGAUGUUCCUGAAGCUCCAGUGAGGGCUCCGCCUUCAGAUGGUCGUCAGUCGAAACCAGCAGUGGUUCACCAUGAGCAUCGAACCCAUGAAGAUCUUAAUGAAGCUUCAAAAAACACACCACUUCCAAAGGUUCCUCAGUCAAAACCAGCUGUGGUUUUCAGUGAGGACACAAGACAUGAAGAUCUUAGUGAAACCCCAGUUCACACUCUAUUUUCAGAUCCACAGUCAAAACCAGCAGUCGUUGUUCCUUCCUCUGUGCAGAAAGUUGAUGACCACGUUCCUGUGACUGAACUCCAACCUUUUGAACAUGAUGUCUCUGAUGUGCCCAGCAUCGCUGUCAGCUUUGAUGUCUUCCAGUAUGGCGGGGUGUCAAUUGAAGGGGAAAGCAGUGGCUUCUCCAGUGGAGCUCAGGCCUCUGAUUUAGAUGCCAUUGCAUUGCCAACCCGACCUGGCAGGGCAUUAACAAUUUUCUUCAGCUUGAGGGUGACCAAUAUGGUGUUCUCAAUGGACCUGUUCAACAAGAGCUCCCCGGAAUACAAGGCUCUGGAGCAGCGUUUCCUCCAGCUGCUGGUCCCAUACCUGGAGUCAAACCUGAACAACUUCCAGAACCUGGAGAUCCUUAACUUUAGAAAUGGCAGCAUUGUGGUAAACAGUAGGAUGAGGUUUGGUAAACCAGUACACAGAGGAGUCACCAAUGUUGUCUAUUUAAUCUUGGAAGACUUUGCCAACACUGCCUAUCAGACCAUGAACCUCGCAAUUGACAAGUACUCACUUGAUGUUGAGUCAGGUGACCGGGCUGAUCCCUGUAAGUUCCAGGCAUGUAACAAGUUUUCCAGGUGUAUAGUGAAUCAGUGGUCAAGUGAAGCAGAGUGUGUGUGCAACGCUGGAUAUCUGAGUGUGGAUGGCCUGCCAUGUCAGAGCAUCUGUGAGGUGCAACACGAUUUUUGCCUUAAUGAUGGAAAAUGUGACAUCAUCCCUGGCAAGGGUGCCAUCUGCAGGUGUCGUGUUGGAGAAAAUUGGUGGUAUCGUGGUGAACACUGUGAAGAGUAUGUUUCCGAGCCAUUGGUGGUGGGCAUCGCCAUUGCCUCAGUGGCUGGUUUCCUGAUGGUGGCGGCUGGGAUUAUCUUUUUCCUGGCUAGGUCGUUACAAGAGCAGUAUGAUGGGGAGGACACAGAGGACCCCUUACGGCGAGGUGACAGUUUGCCAACACUUGAACGUGCCACCAAGUUCAACCCGAUGUUUGAGAGUGACCCUGUUACUGCCCAGUACUACCGCCGCUACAAUGAUGACGUGCCCCAGUACUACCAUGAGUCUGAUCGCGGGCUCCCUCACUUCAGCAGCUCUGCCAGUGUAGGCGAUUCUAAAGACCUCAGCAGUGAAGAGAUAAAAAACAUCUAUCAAAACACCACACUCAGUAAAGAGGAGAUUCAAGAACGCCUGAGGAUAAUCGAGCUGUGCGCAAGGGAUCAACACUUUGCAGAAUUUGUGCGACAGACUCAAAUAUUCCUGGAGAGGAGAGGGAGCUCCAGCACAUAACCAUCCAGCAGCCUCUGACCAGAAACCUGCCUUCGUCUGUGUGUUGAGGAAGGGAGUAGAGAUGAAGGUGACCAAAUGUUCAACAAUCUUGGAGUUUAUUUUCUAAGAACAGUGUUUUACUUCUGAGGGACCUUGAAAUGAACUUGGGAUCCUUGAGGUUGCCUCUUCUCUUACCUUGAAACUUCAACUUUUCCUGUAUUCACUGUGUUGCUUAUUUAUUCUGUACAAAGACUUCAGUAACUGCUUUUUAACCUCUCAACAGUUUCACAGCUGCAUACCUCUGUCUUACACUUUCACCUUAGCUUAAAUUCAAGGGUUUCUGAUAAUAUCCCAACUUGCCUGUCACUGCUGUCAUAUUAAAGAAGCGCGUCUGAAGUAUAGUUUUUAAUUUUUGCACCAGUAACAUUAUUUUAAUAUAUGUCUUUUGGUAUUAAUUUCUGUUUUUCUGACGUGGUUUUUCGGACAGCUGUGACUUGCAACGCUCAUCCCCAUCAGUGCCUUUGCUGCUCUGGUAGCUUUUUCUGGGAUAUGAUGUGUAGAAUCUCAGAGCCCUUGUUUUAAAUAUAUACAUCCCCACUAUAAAACCAUGCUUGAAUCAGCAAAAUUCCUUUUUUUCCCCUUCUGCUUCAUGUUCGCCCAAUCAGUCACUUUGCAAAUGGGAAUGUUUACAUUUGUUAGUCAGUGCUUGCUGGAACAUUAACUGAUGUAUUGAACAUGCAUAGCCUGUCAUUGUGUUGUAGAUCUUUGUGAAGUUCAAGAAAGUUAUCAUUCUCCAAAAAGUUAUUCUCUUCUUCAGAGAAGGCACUGUCAUGUUCUGACAAGUCAUAAGUCACUGCAGGUACUGUCUUCUUCCAGACUAUCUAUUCUUGAGGGUAAGUAGCAGACAGGUGCUGCUAAUUAAAUGCAUUUUAGUCAGUGAUCCUUAGUGAGUGUGACCUCUUCAAAAGCAAAAGUUUGGGCAUUUUACUUGUCUUGGGCAUUCAGAUGUAUGUUAACACAAUGCCACAAUCUUUAGAGGAGUGGACAUCUCAGCAAAUCUUUUUAGAAAGAAGAAAGACUCUUCUCUCUAAAAAGAUUAUGGCAGCACAGCUUAGGUUUGGAAAGUUGCAUCUGAUCAAACAACAAGACUCCUGGAACAAUGUCCUUUGGACAGACAAGACCAAAGUGGAGAUUUUUACCCAUUAUGCACUGCAUCAUGUUUGGAGAAAACCAAUCAUAGCACCUCAGCACAAACACCUCAUACCAACCGUCAACACAGUGGUGGAAGGGUGUUGAUUUGGGCUUGUUUUGCAGACACUUGACAUGGGGACCUUGCAGUCAUUGAGGUGACCAUGAACUUGUCUGCCUGCCAAAGUAUUCUAAAGUCAAAUCAUCUGUCCAGCACUUAAGUUGGAUCAUGCAGCAAGACAAUGAUCUCAAACACAGCAAAUCUCCAACAGAAUGGCUGAAAAAGAAAAUAAUGAAGGUGUUGCAAUGAUCCAGGCAAAGUCCAUACCUCAACCUGUUUGAAAUCCUGUUGUGGGGCUUUAAGAGAGCUGUGCAAAACUCAAUGAGCUGAAGCACCAUCAAAGAAAAGGAGUGGGCCAAAUUUCUUACACAAUGAUGGGACAUGAUAAUGUCAAACAGAAACCGAUUACUUUAAGUUCCAUCCAUACAUCUUGUAGAAUCCCCCUCUAGAAGCCAGUAAAUCAUUGGGUUCACUUGGUUUUUCACAAAACUACACUUCUGUGAAAACUUUCUUCUUCUCAUGACUGUAAGUUCCUCUCCUUUUCUCAAGAAAUUAAUAUUCUUAUUAUUGUAUUUGCACAAGUUACUAUCUCAUUUCAACACAUUGUUUUCUACCAAGGUGUUAUGUUUCUGAUAAAUAUAGUACUUUUUGUUUUCUUAAGGCAGUAUCUUACUAUCUUGCUUGAACAAAUUCCUAUCGUGUUUCAAGUAACUAUUAUUGUUCUGCCAGAGUAAAACAUUAUUUUACAGGUUACAAGUUACUGUCUUAUUCAGACAGGUGACUGACUUGUUCUGAGAAGGUGUUGGUGGUCAAAUCAGGUAUUUUUUGUACUGACAAGUUAGUAGCUUUCCCCAAGAAGUUAUGGUUUUGACGAGGUAUUAUAAUAUUAUGUAAAUUACACUGAGAAAGUUUUGAAAAUUUCAUUCAUUUGCUGUUAUGUUUGCACAAGAUGUUAACUUACAUGAAAGCAAUCAUUUAUAAAAAAUUCACGACUUCCCGUUUUAUGAACCAGGUGCUAACAGAGAGACAAAUUAUUAUGACUGAUGAAAUAAAGAGAAUAGAAGUUCUCAUCUGCAAAACAGCCUCUUAAAAUCUGUCUUUGUUUUCUCUUUUUAAGUACUUGAAUUUUCUGUUUGUUGCUAUGAACUAAAUGAUUUGUACUAACUGUAGUUGAUAGUACAACCACUGAUAUUUGUUUUCAUAUAUGUUUAAGCUUGGUGUAUGUUUGUCACUUUAGAAUGCUUGAAUCCAAAACACCUGUUUCAAAAUGUCAGUCGUGACUCAAAUGGCUUCUCAACCCCAAAAUUCUUCUUUAAAGCAAAGUUGAUGGAUCAUGUUCUAUUGUUUUGCAUGCAGGUCUCGGGCUUUCUGUUUUCCUCCAUGUUUUGUUUUGUAUUGUGUUUUCUAUGUGGUAUGUAGUACAGCCAGCACAGGAGGGAAAUAUUCUGACCAAACCUGAGUGUUCUAAAUGUAAAAUGUAAAUUUCUGAUAAAAAAAAAAAUCAUCCUAUACUCCGAGUUUCUGUUUUAGUGUUUUUCCAUAAAUUUCCCACUUUUAUAUAAACUUUUACUAUAAAUAAGGAUAUUAUAUACCUUAAUAUUUUCUUUCUUUCUAUCCAAUUAUUAAAUCUGUCUGGCCACUCUGAAAGUUUCUUUAUAUUAUUUAUUUUUUCCACUGAUUUAAAAUAACCCUAACAAGCCAUAAUUUUUCACCCAAUAAUAGCGUGAAGAGAAAAAACUAUUCAGACAUGAUGUGUAAUUGUGAGCUAGCACAGUCACAUUUUUCUAAAAUAAAAGGAUUUUUUUUUUACAAAAUCAUUUGUCUCACAGGUUUUUUUUUCCUUCUAAUGAGAACGGAUGAAAUAUACCACUGUUUUCAAAAUUUCUGUGGUAAAGAAUGUAAACUGUAAAUUAAAUAUGUUAUGCUUCAACUUACACUUACUAAAUGCUGAUAAACAUCAGUGUUAACAGUGACUGACAGUCUGAUGACACAAAGUCUGGAUGUUCCAGUUGUUUUCAUUUACAAGAAGGUUUCUUGUAAUAACCCCUUGACUGCUGUCAGAUGGAGGAAUGUAACCGAGGUGAGCAAAUACAGAAGGUGUCAGUCAAACUCAUCAUCACAACAACUUACUGACAGCAGAGGUAAAGGUGAAUAAAAGCUAUAACAACAAUAA
Haplochromis burtoni (Burton's mouthbrooder) is the source of this 14290-nucleotide messenger RNA. Its product is annotated as titin. Gene Ontology annotation, molecular function: hyaluronic acid binding; heparin binding. Bases 3105 to 10889 code for a protein of 2594 amino acids. The transcript has 21 exons. Gene Ontology annotation, biological process: visual perception. The record is from RefSeq and is a predicted model, not a curated record. Lineage: Eukaryota; Metazoa; Chordata; Actinopteri; Cichliformes; Cichlidae.